CACAAGGGAUCUGCAUAAAACAGGGAACCCCCAAGGCCAUGCCUACUGGACCAGGACCCAAGCAGCUCUGCCUGGCACUGGGGCCCAGGGAUUCACCUGCCCUCCCGACAGCAGCCCACAGAACAACUGGAUGGCUGUGUGCAGGAAGCAAACAUGUCCCUGAGUCCUGGUACUCCAAGAAGCCACAUGGACAUUAGAGGCCUGAGCCCCCACUCUAGCAGUGUGAUGGAGUGCAGUUUGCUAGACAGACUUACUGUGAAGAUGAGGAGCCUCCACACUUUGCCUUACCUCCUCCUUCUGCCACUGAGUACCUGCUUUCCCCUGCUGGACAGAAGGGGACCCACAGACAUCGAUGACAUCAGAGCCAAGAUGAGCUGGGCCAACCCGGUUGAGGAGCGCAGACCACACUCAGUUCAAGAUCCUUUCCUGUGGCUGAGAGUACCACAACCACAGGCCCUGCUUGUGGUGGCCAAGGAACUGCAGUCCUCACACAGGGAACAUACAGGCUUCCCCCCAGGGAGGAGGGAUAGGAGCAGCCAGGCUGCAGGGUUCCUGCCCACUGACGCAGAGAAGGCCAGCCGCCCCCUGGGGACCCUGGCGGAGGAGCUCAGCAGCUAUAGCAGGAGGAAGGGAGGCUUCAGCUUUCGCUUUGGUCGGUGAGGGCCUCUGUGGACUCUGCCUGUCUUUCCACUGUUGCCCCUGACUGACACCCUGUCUCCCAAGGACCAGAGUUGGAGAGGAAAAAGGCCUAUCAUACUAAAUUAGUGGUAGAUAGCUGUGUGCUCAACUUUUUGUUUCCAACUUUGCUAAAGUGAAAAACUUGAGUGGUGUUUAAAAAACAAAAACAAAUGAACAAUCACCCCCCUC
Cricetulus griseus (Chinese hamster) is the source of this 867-nucleotide messenger RNA. The record is from RefSeq and is a predicted model, not a curated record. NCBI's taxonomy places the organism in Eukaryota, Metazoa, Chordata, Mammalia, Rodentia, Cricetidae.